GGCCGGCGGGAGGCGGCUGCUUUGCAAGAAGCUUCACAUCUCACAUGAGCAAACAGCUAAAGGAAAGUGUGCAAUCUGCAGUCACUACAGGUGAAAAAGAAAACUGUCUGAUCAAAAAGCAAAGAUGCAGAGCACUUCAAAUUACCUCUGGCUGUUGUCUGACAUUCUAGGACAGGGAGCGACUGCAAAUGUUUUCCGGGGGCGACAGAAGAAAACUGGGGAUUUAUAUGCUGUCAAAGUAUUUAACAGUAUAAGUUUCCUUCGUCCUGUGGAUGUUCAGAUGCGAGAGUUUGAAGUAUUGAAGAAACUAAAUCACAAGAACAUUGUCAAAUUGUUUGCCAUUGAGGAAGAGACAACUACUAGACACAAAGUACUAGUUAUGGAAUUUUGUCCAUGUGGGAGUUUGUACACAGUUUUAGAGGAGCCGUCUAAUGCCUUUGGUUUGCCAGAGUCUGAGUUCUUAAUUGUUUUGAGAGAUGUGGUGGCUGGGAUGAAUCAUCUCCGUGAGAAUGGAAUAGUGCACCGUGACAUCAAGCCAGGCAAUAUAAUGCGUGUUAUAGGUGAAGAUGGGCAGUCUGUUUACAAACUUACAGAUUUUGGUGCAGCAAGAGAACUUGAAGAUGAUGAACAAUUUGUUUCUCUCUAUGGCACAGAAGAGUAUUUACAUCCUGAUAUGUAUGAGCGAGCAGUUUUGAGAAAAGAGCAUCAGAAAAAAUAUGGAGCAACAGUUGAUCUGUGGAGCAUAGGGGUGACCUUUUACCAUGCUGCAACAGGGAGUUUGCCUUUCCGACCUUUUGAAGGACCUCGUAGAAACAAGGAAGUGAUGUAUAAAAUAAUCACUGGAAAGCCUUCCGGUGCUAUUUCUGGAAUACAGAAAGCGGAAAAUGGACCUAUUGAGUGGAGUUGGGAGAUGCCUGUUUCUUGUAGCCUUUCAAAGGGUCUGCAAGUACUGCUCACACCUGUCCUUGCGAAUAUUCUUGAAGCAGACCAGGAAAAAUGCUGGGGAUUUGACCAGUUUUUUGCAGAGACGAGUGACAUACUGCACCGAGUAAUAAUCCACAUCUUUUCAUUACAGCAGAUGACCUUGCACAAAGUUUAUAUUCACAACUAUAAUACAGCUGCUAUAUUUCAUGAGUUGGUCUACAAACAGACAAAAAUACCAUCUCAGAAUCAAGAACUGAUAUAUGAAGGUCGGCGCUUAAUACUAGAGCCUGGCAGAUUGGCACAGCACUUCCCCAGAACAACAGAGGAGAAUCCUAUCUUUGUAGUAAGCAGGGAGGCUGUGAACAUUGUUGGAUUAAUCUAUGAAGAAGUUUUACUUCCUAAAGUACAUCAACGUUACGAUUUGGAUGGGGAUGCCAGUAUGGCUAAAGCAGUGACAGGUAUUGUAUGUUAUGCCUGUAGAGUUGCCAGUUCUUUGCUGCUUUACCAGGAGCUGAUGCGAAAAGGAAUUCGAUGGCUAAUUGAAAUAAUCAAGGAUGAUUACAAUGAAAUGGUUCAUAAAAAGGCAGAGAUUGUCAUCAGGCUGGAUUUCUGCAGCAGAAACAUUGAGAAAGCUGAGAAAAUAUACGAAAACUUGAUGCAGAUCAAUUUGGAAUCAUCAGAAGUGGAUGAAAUUUCAGAGAUACACACAAAACUCUUGCACCUCUCCAGCUCUCAGGGCACCAUAGAAACCAGUCUGCAAGAUAUCAAAACCAAACUUUCUCCUGGUGGUUUACUGGCUGACACCUGGGCAAAUCAGGAAGGCAUGCAUCCAAGAGACAGGAAUCCAGAAAGGCUGCAGGCACUGCUGUCUUCCAUCACAGACAUCUACUAUCAGUUCAAAAAAGAUAAAGCAGAACGAAGGCUUCCUUAUAAUGAAGAACAAAUACACAAGUUUGACAAGCAGAAGCUGUAUUUGCAUGCUACAAAAGCCAUAGCUCUUUUCAAAGAUGAAUGUGUCAGCAAGUAUGAUACAUUUUUGGACAAAGCUGAGGACUGGACAAGGAAAAUGCUUCUUACAAGGAAGCAAUUACUGGCUCUCACCAACCAAUGUUUUGGUAUUGAAGAAGAAGUGUCCAAAUACCAGGAUUAUAUAAAUGAGUUACAAGAUGCCCUGCCACAGAAAAUGUUUGCAGCUUCCAGUGGGAUGAAACAUACGAUGAAUACAGUCUAUCCAAGCUCAAACACAUUAGUAGAAAUGACUCUUGGGAUGAAGAAACUAAAGGAGGAAAUGGAAGGUGUUGUUAAGGAACUGGCUGAAAACAAUCACAUUUUGGAAAGAUUUGGUGCCUUGACUAUGGAUGGUGGCCUGCGGAACGUGGACUGUAUGUAGCUUCCAAAGGACCUGAAGAGGACUUGUAAAUUUUUUCAAAGGGAAAAAAUACCGUUGGGACAGUUAAAAGUAGAUCAUAAAUCCAGGAUUUUUUUUUUCCUUCAGCAACUGUAAUAUUAAAGAAAAUGUAAAUAUGUAUAAUAUGUAAAUACAAAAGAAAUAUAUAUCUUUUCUUGGUCACUUUGAGGAUAGAAUAACUUCUGGCAGGGAAUUGAGCCCCUUGGAGGAUCUCUGAGGAGUCCUAAAGGGAAAAGUAUUGUUGAUGAAACUGACAUUUGUCUGCUUUGAAUAUUGCCCUUUUUUUUCAGAAUGCAAUUUAGUCUUCAUUGCAAGAGGACUUGCAGUACUCCAAAACACCGUUGUAUAAAGGGUAUUUUGGAUUUCCUUCAACAACCACUAUUAAUGUAGGAGUCCAGUUGAAUGACUUUAAUCAUCACAGAACAUGAUGAAUGUUUUAAAUGAGAUGUUUUUAAAUGAGUGUGAAUAGGGACUAAGAGUGCAGAUAGGACAGCACAGAAAUGCAUUUCUCUUUCCUUCACAUUCAAGCUGUUAGCUCACUUUUACUUGAGAGAGCAAAUUCACAAUAUUUUUUAAAGUUCUCUAAAUAUUUGGUGCCAUGUUUUCUGUAAUUGUUUGACUGCUUAGUAUAUGGAAGUUUUGCACUCCAGCUUGUCAGAAUGAAUGUAAAAAUUCAUCUUUUGGAGUACAGCAUUUUCAGACUUUCCCUGAAAUCGUGUUGCUUACUACAACAGUGGGUACUUAAAACAGCUUCUUCUUAAUCUUAUUUGCAGGUAUAAUUUAUUUAAAAGGUUAAAAAUUUGGUAUUAGAAGAAUUUGUGGACAGUCAGUAGACUGGAUACUAUCACGCCUCAUUAGUAAUUGAAUUGUGGAAAAUAAGGUACCAGUCUAGAUCUUGAAAAGGGACCACUCCCACUGCUGCCUUACAACUGAGGUACCAAACUUUGAUGGAAAAUAUAGUAUUAUUUAUUUUCCAGAUGCAAAGAUGAAACAUUCUGCUCCAAAAUACAUAGGAGAAAGAGAACAUGAAAACAAAAAAUUCUGGAAACAUCCCUUUGUUUGGCUACUACAGGUGUACAUACUUGUUUCAGAUGAGCAUACAAAUAUUACAGAACUCAUUCCUUCCUUGUGGAAAUCUGGCCAUGGAUGUUCAGUGGUGUCCAAUUACACUUCUCAUUGCUGCAUUACACCUGUAAGAGCUGGACCAAAUAUAUAUUUAGAAUUUUCCAUAAUUACUGGUGGAGCAUUUAGGUGUAAGCUAAACAACAUCAACCAGUGAUAGCACCUGGUAGUUUUGUGAUGCUUAUUCCCUGCUUAUCUGUCCUGGUCAGAACACAAAACAUUUUCAUUUCCUUUUUAGAAAAUAUUUGGAGAGAAACUUAGGAAAUUUAUAAAUGAGUGUUUCAUUUUAAAAGAAAAGGAAAUUUGCUUGCCUUGAUGUCCAUGACCUGCAUUCCAGUGUUCUUGGUGAGAAUCAAAAAAGGGAAUUCAAACAUUUUUACACUCAUGUGAGCAGCUUCUGUCUUAUCACCAGAAAAACCUAGCUAUGCAAAAGGAGUGCAACCAUUUGUCACACAUCUUUCUUUGACUUUCUUAACAGUUUUUAAAUACUGGAAUUAUGUCUAACUGGAAUGUUUUAAUGCCUGCUUGUACAUUUGUUCAUUCACAUCCACAGUCUCACUGAGUAUCAGUAAAACACAUGAAUAAAUGUUAAAAGAAUUGGGCUCCUUAGAUGUGCAUAAACUAUAUUUUGUCUACAACAUUGUAAUACUUUGUUGUUUCUUAAUCUUGAAAAAAAUCAAAUGCUAGGUGGAAUAUAUAAUUUUCAACUUCCUUAUACUGAAGCAGUCUCAAAAGGAAAGUUAAUUGUAGUAAAAAUAUAGUCUGUAUGUUGAAAUAUGUGCCGCAUUCUUUUACAUGUUUGAAAUUUUUUUGUUAUAUUUUAUGUUUAUUUUAAACUUUGCUGGCUUUAGUCUUGCUGAAUACAUCAGUAAUCUUAAUCAUGUUAAAAUUUCUUUUUCUAAAGCAAUUUUAACAAAGCAGUAGCUAAGGAACUUGAAGUAAUCAGUUAAUAAUCUUCUGAUUACAUUAUUAUGAAGCAAAUAAUUUUUCAAGUCAAAGCAUAGUGUUGGUACCAUCAACUUUUUGCUCAAACUAAGAUGCUAUGAAUCUUGCUGUUCAUUUGCCAAAAUAAGUAAUAGAAAGUAAUAUAUGGUUCUUCUUCCUGAAGCUGGUUUACUGGUUUGGGGGGGCUGUAGGAAUCAGCUGAAUAUAUUAAUUAUCUGUUACUUGAACAAACCUGUCUUCAUAUGAAUUGUGGAAAUGCAUGAGUGAACAGCUUAAUGGCAUAAAUACAUCAACCACUUAUUGUACAGUGUGUACUUCUGCCUUUUCAUAAUUUAAUUUUCUGUUGAUUUCA
Messenger RNA from Vidua macroura (Pin-tailed whydah), 4751 nucleotides. RefSeq names its product TANK binding kinase 1 (gene TBK1). Gene Ontology annotation, molecular function: protein serine/threonine kinase activity; ATP binding. Lineage: Eukaryota; Metazoa; Chordata; Aves; Passeriformes; Viduidae. The transcript has 22 exons. Gene Ontology annotation, cellular component: cytoplasm. Gene Ontology annotation, biological process: peptidyl-serine phosphorylation. Bases 125 to 2314 code for a protein of 729 amino acids. The record is from RefSeq and is a predicted model, not a curated record.